GCUCGGCAACCCGGUUUCAUACUUCGUUGCAAUUUAGAAUCAUGUCGGCCCGCCGCCAUCGCUCAGCAGUCGCAUGUCAACAUUGCCGUCAGCGAAAAGUACGUUGCAGCUUCACGGUCACUGGCGUACCGUGUAUUGGUUGUACUCAGGACGGUACUGAGUGCGUCAUUCCUCAAGGGAAAGCACAAACACCUCGGAUCCGACAACCUGCACCUCAAAUAAACCAACUUGGCCCAGAGACUAGCCCCCGGGUUGCGGAGGAUUUCCGCAGGUCGAUGCCACCCCGGCCUUCAGGCCCGGUAGAUGCAUUCACAUUAGCGCGGAUUGCCCCUCAAAUAGAACGCCCCAAGUCAGUGGGAGAUGUCGUUGACACGAAUCCCUCGCCUGAUGACAACAGAAGCUUAGAUGAGGAGCGUACCGGGGCGGAGAUCGCAACUACCGCCCUAGGGAGAAAUAGAAGAGCGGGCCAGGCUCCAUUUUACACUGGUGAGUCUCCGGGGUUUGGCAGCGUCCUUGAUCUGUGUUCGCCACCACAACAACCUGUCCAAAGGCAUAUAUUGCUUCAACCCAAGACAUCGAUCCCACUUUCUGCUGAGGAUCGCGAUUACCUUCAGUAUAAAGGAGUCUUUAAUAUGCCUCGGAGUGAUACCUGUGAUGAGCUUCUCCGCGCAUAUUUCCACCAUGUGCAUCCUAUCUUCCCAGUUGUCGAUGCAACCACGUUCCUUAAGACUUAUCCUAGUGGGGAAAGUAAUCAAUGCAAUCUUCUGCUACUAUGGAGCAUGCUCUUUGUUGCGGCAAAUUACAUCUCUGUCGAUACAUGGAAACGGGAGGGUUACUCAUCCCGAAAGGAAAUGAAGGACACUUUGUACUCCCGUGCCAAGUGCAUGUAUCACAACAGCGGUGAGACUGACAACACUGUCCUAUUGCAAUCGGCUCUCCUAUUGGGAUUUUAUCACUCUGAAGUGGAUAUGCAUAUGCAACCGUGGUAUUGGACGGGCACUGCAAUUAGUCUCUGUCAAAUAAUGGGCCUGCACCGCUGCCCUGUUUCUGCCUGGUCGAAUUCUUCAAUCCCCGAAAGCCAGCAGCGUCUGUGGCGUCGUCUUUGGUGGACUUGCUUCUUUCGAGAUCGUUGGCUGAGCCUUACAAUGGGGAGGCCUCUAAGGAUUGACCUGAAUGACUGUGACACGGUAUUGCCAUCUUCCGACGAUAUGUUGAACGAUUUGAUUGGAUUGCCUGAAUCGGUGGCCAAUGUAUAUAUCCCAACCGACUUACCGAGGCUAGCAGAUUGCUGGGUAACGAUGAUCCACUUGAGCAAAUUGUUGGGCGACGUUCUCACCUUAAGCUACCGGCCUUUUGGACCGUAUCCCUCGCUUCAACAAGUGGAAGCAAUCGAAGCAGAGAUCCGACACAUUCAAUUCCCAAACAACUACAGAACAGACCCAAGUCGUUUAGCAACAUUUUAUCUAUAUCACCUGCAGUUACACUACCAAUCUUUACUCAUCACAUUCUAUCGUCCCUUUAUCACCAAGAUACCGGAAGGCUUACCGGCUGUUCAACAGCAAGCAUGGCAAAGCCAAAUACGAAACAAACUAGACGCCGCUGCUUUACAAACCAAUUCGAUCCUCGACAACUUAGCUCGUGAAAAGCUCCUUGAAUUUGCCGGUCCUAUGACGCCCCCACUGCUCGUACCUGCAAUGCACGUACACCUUCUCAACUGCAAAUCAUCAGAUGGUCUUUCGCGUCGGUUGGGACUAAACAAGCUGGAAUUGUGUAUGGUGAUCUUGGAGCAGAUGCAGCACACCCAUCCAUCGUGUUCUGUCUUUCGAGGCAUCUUUUUAGGGGCUAUACGUCAAAUUUUCCCUGAUUAUAUGGCUCGCCCAUCUAUGCCAGAGACCACUCCCGCUGAAUACCAUAUUCCACAAGAUGCUCCCUUCGAUGACCCGGCUCUGGGGAUGGUGAUCAGCGAUGACGUUAUCGGGGCACUUAUGAAUGAAGGGUCUAUCUAUAAUUUCUGGGAGACACUUAAUUGGAUGUAGUUAGCCUUAUUGAAUAUAACCACGAUAUUGCCAGGUA
Aspergillus alliaceus is the source of this 2073-nucleotide messenger RNA. RefSeq names its product Zn(II)2Cys6 transcription factor. The transcript is spliced from 7 exons. The record is from RefSeq and is a predicted model, not a curated record. The coding region runs from base 42 to 2036 and encodes 664 amino acids. Lineage: Eukaryota; Fungi; Ascomycota; Eurotiomycetes; Eurotiales; Aspergillaceae. Gene Ontology annotation, molecular function: zinc ion binding; DNA-binding transcription factor activity, RNA polymerase II-specific; DNA binding. Gene Ontology annotation, biological process: DNA-templated transcription; regulation of DNA-templated transcription.